UGUGUGUGGUAUAAAUGUAACUAAUGAUGCUGUUCGCAGCUUAGGUAUUUUUAUUGGUCAUAACAAAGACCAAUGCUACAACUUAAAUUGGAUUAAAAUUUAUGAAGAUAUGGAAAAACUGUUUGAAUCAUGGAAAAAAAGAAAAUUAACAAUUUUUGGAAAGUCUUGUGUAGUUAAUUCUUUAGCUUUAUCAAAAUUAAUAUAUGUUGGCUCCAUAUUACCAAUUCCAGACUACGAGUUGAUAAAAAAAUUUAAAAGCAUCUUGGGUAACAAGACUUAGUGAUGAAUCUUGUAUACUGAAUAAAGUCAUAAAUGGAUACCUGAAUGAAAUGAAUAUAGACAUUAAUUAUUUACUUACAUUGUCUGAAAGAAAACUCGAAAACUUUUCACUUAUUUCUCACCUGUCUACUUUUUAUAAAGAAAUAUUCUGUUAUUUCAAUGAAUGUAAAAAGGAAAUAGAAAUAUCAAAUUUAUCAAAUGUCAAAUUUGCACAACAACCACUUUGGAAUAACAUUUUAUACCAAUUUAAAGGUAAAACAAUAUGUUUUAAAAAUUGGAUUGCAAGUAAUAUUUUGUAUACGAAAGAUCUCUUUGAUGAAAAUGGUAACUUUAAAACAUUACAAGAAAUUUCAAAUACUUUGAUAAAUAAAUCUAACUGGUUGUGCGAGUACAAGAUUCUAAAAAAAGUAGUAACGAAACAGAGUAACAUGUUUGAUAUGAAGUGUUGUAUUUUUACCAAGACAACUCCUGUAAAUUCUUUCAAUUUUAACAGUGGUUUAAAUUGUAUUACAGAUAAAAAAUGUAAGUUUUUCUAUGAGAAUAUGUUGUCUAAAAAGUUUAAAUAUCCAUGUUAUCAAUCAAUAUUAGGUCGAAACUUCUGUGUGAGUAAAGAAUACUGGUGUAAUAUUUAUAGAAAUAAAAUCAAACUCAUGUAUGAUAAACGUCUAAGUGAAUUUAAUUAUAAAUUGUUGAAUAAUAUUUUAUGUUGUAAUUCUUUUUUACAAAAAUGUAAAUUAAGAGAAAAUGCAAAAUGUGAAUUUUGUGGAAAUGAAAAUGAAAAUAUAAAACAUCUAAUUUUUGAUUGUGAUAAUGUAAAAGGUGUAUGGCAAAAGUUGAAUAUUGUUAUGAACUAUGAUGUGCAAUGGAAACAUAUUGUUGUAGGAUUUUACUUGGAAACAAAUUCAAGAAUUCGUUUUUAUAAUACUAUAAUAUCAUAUUUGGCAUAUAAAAUAUAUAAAUUUAAAAUGAAAAGCAGAAUAGAAAAUAUUAUACAAGAGAAGUUCAUGUUAGAAAAAAGCAUUAGAUAUUCAUUAGAAAAAGAUAUAAAUUUCAUGUUAAAUUUGUCAAAAACUUGUAUGUUUAAAGACCUAGUCAAACUUUUAACAAAUUUGUUAUAAUGACUUAUUUUGUAAUUUUCUUUUUCUUUGUUGUUUUUAUGUUGGUUAUCCUAAAUACCCGGGUUAACUGGCAAUUGUAAAUGGGUAUUGAUGAAACUGUG
Messenger RNA from Saccostrea cuccullata (small rock oyster), 1498 nucleotides. RefSeq lists its product as uncharacterized. The record is from RefSeq and is a predicted model, not a curated record. The transcript has 2 exons. NCBI's taxonomy places the organism in Eukaryota, Metazoa, Mollusca, Bivalvia, Ostreida, Ostreidae. The coding region runs from base 330 to 1397 and encodes 355 amino acids.